Messenger RNA from Oncorhynchus tshawytscha (Chinook salmon), 1443 nucleotides. RefSeq names its product nascent polypeptide-associated complex subunit alpha. The coding region runs from base 96 to 1253 and encodes 385 amino acids. The record is from RefSeq and is a predicted model, not a curated record. Gene Ontology annotation, cellular component: nascent polypeptide-associated complex; cytoplasm. Gene Ontology annotation, biological process: protein targeting to membrane. The transcript has 10 exons. NCBI's taxonomy places the organism in Eukaryota, Metazoa, Chordata, Actinopteri, Salmoniformes, Salmonidae.
AUCCGGAAGUUGAGUCAGUUAUUUGUUGCAGCCAGGCGUUCUGGUACUUGUAGUUCUUUUUUACGCCCAUCUUAGAUCUACACUCCUAUCACAACAUGCCAGGUGAAACCACCACAGAGACAGCCCCAGCAAUGGAGCUGCAACAGUCCCAGGCAGAGACCGUGUUGAGAUUUGAUGGGAGUUGUAUCGACAAACCAGUUUCACUACUUGAGGUUACCAAGGAAAUGGCUGAUCCAAACCCCACUGUAGCUGCCGAAGCAGUUCAAGAUUACACUGAGAAGGUUAAGGACAAGCAGAAUGAAGAAGAGAUUGUAAGCCCUGUUAAAGAAGAACCAACAACCCAAGACCAACCUACUGCUGUGCCAGAGGAAGACCGAGGGACCGCUGAGGAAGAUGUGCCAAAGGUUGCUGUUGAAGAACAAGCUAGGCAAGUAGUGCCAGUUCCUGAAGCCACCACGGAAGAGCAAGAAACUGCUUCAGAAUAUCUGACACCACCUGAAGUGGUUGAAGCCCCUGAGGUUGUGAGCGUUGCAGUCCAACAAAACGAAAAGGCCAGUCAGAGCGAGGAACCCAAGGUGAAGGUCCAGACUAAUGAUGUUAAUGGUCAUUCCAGGUCAUUUGCUAUUCAUUCAGAUCCAGAGCCCAUUGUGGUAAAGCCAGUGGUCAACAACAAGAAGGGGUCUGGCACAGAUUCUGACAGUGAUGACUCCGUACCAGACUUGGAGGAGCAGGACUCAACACAGACACAGCAGGCACAGCUUGCUGCAGCAGCUGAGAUCGACGAGGAGCCAGUCAGCAAAGCCAAGCAAAGUAGAAGUGAAAAGAAAGCCAGAAAGGCCAUGUCCAAGCUGGGCCUCCGUCAGGUGAUGGGCGUAACCAGGGUUACCAUCAGGAAGUCCAAGAACAUCCUGUUUGUCAUCCCCAAGCCAGAUGUCUACAAGAGCUCCGCCUCCGACACAUACAUCGUUUUCGGAGAGGCUAAGAUUGAGGACCUGUCCCAACAAGCUCAACUGGCAGCAGCAGAGAAGUUCAAGGUCCAGGGAGAAGACAGAAUGUCUAGCAUCCAGGAGAACACACAGACACCCACAGUACAGGAGGAGAGUGAAGAGGAAGAGGUUGAUGAGACUGGCGUGGAGGUGAAGGACAUUGAGCUGGUGAUGUCACAAGCCAACGUGUCUCGAGUGAAGGCUAUACGAGCGCUCAAGAACAACAACACCGAUAUUGUUAAUGCCAUCAUGGAGCUGACCAUGUAGAUGCCCAAGAACCAUGAGGACCCGGGUCCAGUCCAUCAUUAAACACGAGUAGAUGUGGUCUAUUCAAUUAAUUCCAAGGAUAAAAAUAAAAGUUGUGGAUUAAAAGGGGAUGGAAUAUUUCUUCUUCUGGUUACUGUUGUGUAUUUAUGUUUUCCCAUUUGUUGGUAAAUAAAAUGUUUUCCUCACAUUA